UUUGUUUGUUUGUUUGUUUGUUUCUUCUUGGCGUUUCAAAUUCGAUCAUCAGAUGCAAGAGAUAUUGAUCGCUUCCGGGUUGUUUUUUUGUUUUUUGUUGUGGCUUUCGUCUACCCGUCAUCACGAUGGCUUCUUGAUAGCAUCGACGAUGCGCCAAUAUCAACGUUUGUCGGCCUCGACUCGAUUGAUCUGGACCCUCCUCGCUAAUGUUAAGCAACACAUAUGCGUAUGUGCAUGCGUUGUUGGCGAGCCUUGGCCAUUUCACAAGCAACCGUCUUUUGCAUGAUCGAUGCUGUAGCCGAUGCGCGAUGCACGGGUCCAGGAUGAGAAAGAGUUUGUUUGGUGUUGAGGCGCGAUGGCUUGCUAAGGCUUCGAUGCGUGGAACCAAGUCUUGGUUGCCAUGAUCAAACACAAGCAUAUUGGAGGCUUCCGUCUCCCCCUCCCGCCCGCCUUAUUUUCUUUCGUCUCCGAUUCAAGACAAACGCCCCAGAAAAGGAUUUCACUGGUCGGUUUUCGCUAACGACCGCAGACAUCGGAAAGUGCAUCGAGAUGUUGGAGAAGGUCCAUGGCCAAGUCCAUGACUAUGGCUAUGGCUCUGGCUCUGGCUAUGACACUGUGCCUGGUCCUCAUAGAGUCUAGACCUCUACCAUCGUCACCGGUGACGCUGAGUGGGUAGGUACUAACUCAGCCGAGCCGGGCUGGGCUGGGUUGAGCUACUGGCAUAACCCAUCCUCGCUUCUGAAGGUGCAGUUGACGUCGAUGCAUUGCCCAGACAUUGUCAACUGAUCGCUAUUCUCGUGAUUUCGUAUUUGACGACUGCUGUGCAUCUUUUGGCCGUUUACCACACUCGCUACAAAUGUCAGGUAGUUGAUCCUCAUUAGUUAUUCUCUUCAUUUUGUCAAGGUGAUAUGGAUCAAUGAUGCUGCGAUUUCGGGUUCCAGAGGGAGGGACCCUGAUUGACACCGAUUCCCGCCAUUCUUCAGAUCGACAGGCGCGUGAUCUGUGCCCCUGCUCCGUUCGGUUCGUUCGCGAAACAUGUCAUAUUGUCGUCUCUGACUUUGUGACAUUCAAUUCAUCGAGAUGUCUUUCCAAUCCGUGUUAGUAAAGUAGCACCGUUUGGGCGCCUACCAAUGAGAGCCACAGGCUUUCAAAACGGCCAAAUCAAAAUGGGGCAAGAGGCAGGUCUAGGGUAGGCGAUGCGCACUGGGCCACACACCCAUGUGAAUGUCGCGUCUCUCUUUCAAUUAACGCGUGUCGCGUUGCUAACAGAGACUACACUACACCAACUGCUCAAACAUCGAUACAAUCCUCAAUUAAUUAUACAGCUGCCAUAUCAAGAUCCCAACAUGUCUCGGAGAGGCAUCAACCGCACUGGUAAUUCAUCUACAGAGUUACCUGAGUACGAACCACCAACAUGUCCACUCACCGAUGUUGCUCGCCGCAAGCUGCACGACUUGUCAAACACCCGCUCAACGGCUGCAUAUCAACAGCAGAUCAACGAAUCUGUCCGAUUGCUUGGCUUUAGCAUCAGUGAUAUACACGAGAGAUUGCGCGUGCAGCGUGAAGAGCUGGCCCGUCUAAAAGCCCGAAGAGAGGAGAAAGAGACAGAGAAAUCCGAGGACGAGCAACGCCUUGAAGCUCAUCUCCCUGAACUGGAGGAGCGCAUCAACACACUGACAGCGGCAUCGGAACAGGCCAUUCGUGAUAUGAUCGAUCGCAGAGCCGAAUUGGAAGAUGAAGAUGUCAUGUUCAGCGAGUUGUAUGACAAGGCCAGUGCAGAAGCUGCCCAACAAAGACAAGUGGACGCUCAGCGAGGCGAGCAGGACGGCGAACAGGACGACGAGCAGGAGCCGCUGGCUGCAACAAGCCUACUUGAAAUCUACAAAGAACUGCGCCAGAAGAAAGACGCUGAAUAUACUAAAAUGUCCGCCCACCAGCGUUAUGCUCUCAACAACGACUACGCUGGCUUCAAAAAGCUGUGGCACGAUGCUAUGGCUGGCGAUGAGGGGCCUCCACUGCCCGAUGCCUCACGCUGGUUUACUUCCGACGGCGAACCUAUCAUGACUAUUGAUGUCAAAAGAGCCGGUGCCGGGGGCGGAGACGACGACGAUGAUAUUGCUGUUGAGCGCGAGGUCAAGAGCAUUAACUGCCCCUUGACACUACAACCCAUGAAGGAUCCUUACACCAACCGAAACUGCAAACAUACAUUCGAGAAGGCCGCUCUGCUCGAGUAUCUACCCAUGCGAGGAGAGUCUCAAUGUCCACAAGCAGGAUGCUCGCAGAAAUUCACGCGUGCGCGAUUCGACCACGAGUUCUUCCAGGACCAAGCCAUGGCGCGCCGUAUCAAGCGUGUUCGUCUGGCACAGAAGCAGCAGGAAAUGAUGGACGAAGAUGACGAAGGCGACGGCGACGACGAACUUCGAGUUAGAGGCUCACAGGCUGUCCCCGGAAGGCCGCUCAAGAGGGAGAGGAGAGGAGAAUGACCACGGGUUUAGGUCAAACGUGCGAGUUUGUUCACUACGAAGACAUGAUAGAAUGAUACCCCGCCAGUGCUAGAACUGAUAGAAACCAAUCUAGCAAUUGAGAACAGUCUUCAGAUGCUGCACAUAGUUAUGUAAUAGAAUGAAAAGUGAAGAACAGAAUGGCCCGAGAGAAUCAAAGGACUUGGAUAGAAAUCAAGAGGGUAUUCCGGAAUGUGCUAUAUUUUACUCUAGAAAUAUUAUAUAUAUGACAACGUAGGGUAUCUUGAGUGUUCAUUACCCCUGCGCUAUUUGGCUCAACGAGCCUCAUGCGAAUAAGAAACAUACAAUGCGA
Molecule: messenger RNA, 2814 nt
Organism: Fusarium verticillioides 7600
Lineage: Eukaryota; Fungi; Ascomycota; Sordariomycetes; Hypocreales; Nectriaceae
Exons: 2
Coding region: 1197-2483 (428 amino acids)
Biological process (GO): protein sumoylation; double-strand break repair via homologous recombination
Cellular component (GO): Smc5-Smc6 complex; nucleus
Molecular function (GO): zinc ion binding; SUMO ligase activity
Source: RefSeq, a predicted model, not a curated record